AUGAAAGACGACCUAGCUUUUAAUAUUAAAUUCAGUGAGUUAGUUCAUGAAAGACCAUGUUUAUAUGAUUACACUAGACCCGAUUACAGUAACAGGAACGCGCAAGAUGGGUCUUGGCUAGAAAUAGCGAAAACUGUCGAAGAAUCGGUUGCUGAUUGCAAAGGAAGAUGGAAGAACCUACGAGGUUGCUAUACAAGACAUUUAAAAAACAACAACAGACCUUCUAGUUCUUCAGCAAAACAUGUAAAGCCCUAUUAUUUAGCAGAUCAUCUUCAGUUUUUAGAUCGGUACAUUAAAUCUAGGCAAUGA
This is a messenger RNA of Parnassius mnemosyne (clouded apollo), 309 nucleotides long. The record is from the annotation of a GenBank genome assembly. NCBI's taxonomy places the organism in Eukaryota, Metazoa, Arthropoda, Insecta, Lepidoptera, Papilionidae.